CCAGUGUUACUGGUUUAGCUCUCAGACUCCAGAAGAUGAAGGAAGAGGAGGAAGAGGAGGACGGAGCAGAGUCUCUAAUAUCCAGCUGUCUGUCUAUGAAGAGUGACGACUCCAAAGGUUUACCUCCAGUCUUCAGUAAUGAACCUGGACCCUCAGACACAAAACUCCAGAAGAUGAAGGAAGAGGAUGAAGAGGAGGACGGAGCAGAGUCUCUAAUAUCCAGCUGUCUGUCUAUGAAGAGUGACGACUCCAAAGGUUUACCUCCAUUCUUCAGUAAUGAACCUGGACCCUCAGACACAAAACAGAGAGCAGAGUCUCUAAUAUCCAGCUGUCUGUCUAUGAAGAGUAACCGGUCUAAAGAUCGUGAUCCUACCUUCAGUAAUGAACCUGGACCCUCAGACACAAAAGAGAGGAAGAGGAGGACUGUUUCUGUGGAGGAGCAGCUGUCCUGCUGACACUCCUCCUGUCCCCAGUGUGGAGAAAGAUCCAGAACCAGACCUGGACUGCAGACAGACAGUCAGACCAGCACUGUACAAACAGAAAGUGGUCUGCAGGAGGUUUUAGAUGAACAUCAGAUCAGUCUGAGCAGCAGAUGGGAACGUGUGACUGAUGAAGCAGGAAAUGAAAUCCUCCUCAUCAGCAUCUACACUGAGGUCCACAUCAUAGAGGGACUGAGUGAAGAGGUUAAUACCCAACAUGAAGUGAGGCAGCUUGAAACAGUUUUCAAGAUGAAGACCCUCCAUGACGCUCCAAUCAAGUGUCAGGACAUCUUUAAAGUCUUACCUGACCAACAGAAACACAUCAGAGUCGUUAUGAUGAACGGCGUCGCUGGUGUUGGAAAAACCUUCACAGUGCAGAAGUUCACUCUGGACUGGGCACAGCGCUCCAAAAACCAAGAUAUCAGUCUGCUGAUUAUGUUCUCGUUCAGGGCGCUGAACUUUUUCAAAGAUGAGCAGUACAGUCUGCUCAUGCUGAUCCAUGUUUUCUAUCCAACAUUACAGAAGCUCACAGCAGAGAAGCUCGCUGUCUGUAAAGUUUUGUUCAUCUUUGACGGCCUGGAUGAAAGCAGACUUUCACUGGAUUUCAACAACAGUGAGGUCGUGUCUGAUGUCACACAGAAGUCAUCAGUCAGCGUGCUGCUGACAAACCUGAUCAUGGGGAAGCUGCUUCCAUCGGCUCUCAUCUGGAUAACUUCCCGACCUGCAGCAACCAAUCAGAUCCCUUCUUCAUGUGUUAGCAGGGUAACAGAAGUACGAGGCUUCACUGAUGACCAGAAGGAGGAGUACUUCAUGAAGAGAUUCAGUGAUGAAGAGCAGUCCAGCACAAUCAUCUCACACAUCAAGACAUCCAGGAGCCUCUACAUCAUGUGUCACAUCCCAGUCUUCUGCUGGAUCACUGCUACAGUUCUGAAGGACAUGUUGACUACAGACCAGAGAGGAGAGCUGCCCAAGACCCUGACUGACCUGUACUCACACUUCCUGCUGGUUCAGACAAAGAGGAAGAAGAACAAGUAUGAUGAAAGAAAAGUGAAGAGUCCACAGGAGCUGACGGAGGCUGACAGUGAACUUCUUCUGAAGCUGGGGAGGCUGGCGUUUGAACAACUGGAGAAAGGAAACAUCCUGUUCUACCAAGAAGACCUGGAGCAGUGUGGUCUUGAUGUCACAGAGGCCUUGGUGUUAUCAGGAUUUUGUACAGAGAUCCUCAAAAGAGAGAGUGUGAUCUUCCAGAAAUCAGUCUACAGCUUUGUUCAUCUGAGCGUUCAGGAGUUUCUGGCUGCAGUCUACAUGUACCACUGUUACACCAGCAGCAACACAGAGGUACUGAAGAACUUCCUGAAAGAAGACAACAAACACAAAGAAUCUGGACCAAAGACUUUCCUCAAGAAGCUGUCUGCUUAUUUCAGAAACAGUGAUACCCAUGAACCACCUGACAGUAAGCAUGAUAGCUCAUCUCUGGAGGUUUUCCUGAAGGGAGUCAUGAAGAAAUCUCUCAGAAGUAAAAAUGGCCACCUGGACCUGUUUGUCCGCUUCCUUCAUGGCCUCUCUCUGGAGUCCAACCAGAGUCUCUUAGGAAGCCUGCUGGGUCAGACAGAGAACAGUCCAGAAACCAUCCAGAGAGUCAUCAACAACCUGAAGGAGAUGAACAGUGGUGAUAUCUCUCCUGACAGAAUCAUCAACAUCUUCCACUGUCUGAUGGAGAUGAACGACCGCUCAGUACAUCAGGAGAUCCAAGAGUUCCUGAAGUCAGGGAACAGAUCAGAGAAACUCUCUGAGGUCCAGUGCUCAGCUCUGGCCUACAUGCUGCAGAUGUCAGAGGAGGUUCUGGAUGAGUUGGACCUGAAGAAGUACAACACAUCGAAGGAAGGACGACGGAGACUGAUCCCAGCUGUGAGGAACUGCAGAAAGGCUCAACUUUCUGGCUGUGGACUCUCAGAGUCUCACUGUGAAGUUGUGGCCUCAGCUCUGAAGUCCAACCCUCAUCUGACAGAUCUGGACCUGAGUAACAACAGACUGUCUGAUUCAGCAGCGAAGCUUCUCUCUGCUGGACUGGAGAGUCCAAACUGUAAACUGAAGACUCUGAGGUUGAUGGACUGCAGUUUGUCAGAGAUCAGCUGUGCUUCUCUGGUCUCAGCUGUGAAGUCCAACCCCUCCGUUCUGAGAGUGCUGGGUCUGAAAGGAAACAAGCUGCAGGAUUCAGUAAUGAAGCUACUAUGUGAUUUCCUGAAGAGUCCAGACUGCAGACUGGAGGCUCUGGGGUUGAAGGACUGCAGUUUGUCAGAGAUCAGCUGUGCUUCUCUGGUCUCAGCUCUGAAGUCCAACCCCUCCCAUCUGAGAGAGCUGAGUCUGAGUAACAACAAGCUGCAGGAUUCAGUAAUGAAGCUUCUGAGUGAUUUCCUGAAGAGUCCAGACUGCAGACUGGAGACUCUGGGGUUGGAGGACUGCAGUUUGUCAGAGAUCAGCUGUGCUUCUCUGGUCUCAGCUCUGAAGUCCAACCCCUCCCUUCUGAGAGGGCUGGUUCUGAGUAACAACAAGCUGCAGGAUUCAGUAAUGAAGCUACUGGGUGAUUUCCUGAAGAGUCCAGACUGCAGACUGGAGGCUCUGGGGUUGAAGGACUGUAGUUUGUCAGAGAUCAGCUGUGUUUCUCUGGUCUCAGCUCUGAAGUCCAACCCAUCACAUCUGAAGCUGCUGAAUCUGAGUAACAACAAGCUGCAUGAUUCAGUAAUGGAGCUACUUUGUGACUUUCUUGAGAGUCCAGACUGCAGACUGGACAAUCUGGAAUUGGAGGACGGCAGUUUGUCAGAGAUCAGCUGUGCUUCUUUGGUCUCAGCUCUGAAGUCUAACCCCUCCCAUCUGAGAAAGCUGUUUCUGGGAGGAAACAAGCUGCAGGAUUCAGUAAUGAAGCUGCUGUGUGACUUUAUUAAGAGUCCAGACUGUAGACUGGAGGAUCUGAGGUUGGAUAGCUGCAGUUUGUCAGAGAUCAGCUGUGCUUCUCUGGUCUCAGCUGUGAAGUCCAACCCCUCCCAUCUGAGAGAGCUGCAUCUGGGAGGAAACAAGCUGCAGGAUUCAGGGAUGAAACUACUGUGUGACUUUCUGGAGAGUCCAGACUGCAGACUGGAGGAUCUGAGAGUGUGGAAGUGCAGUUUGUCAGAGAUCAGCUGUGUUUCUCUGGUCUCAGCUCUGAAGUCCAACCCCUCCCAUCUGAGAGAGCUGUAUCUGAGUAACAACAAGCUGCAGGAUUCAGGAGUGAAGCUUCUGUGUGACUUUCUGGAGAGUCCAGACUGCAGACUGGAGGAACUGGGGUUGGCGGACUGCGGUUUGUCAAAGACCAGCUGUGCUUCUCUGGUCUCAGCUCUGAAGUCCAACCCCUCCCAUCUGAGAGAGCUGGAUCUGAGUGAAAACAACCUGAAGGAUUCAGACAUGAAGCAGCUGUCUGAUCUUCAGAAGAGUCCAGACUGCAGACUGGAGACUCUGAGUUUGAAGGACUGCAGUUUGUCAGAGAUCAGCUGUGUUUCUCUGGUCUCAGCUCUGAAGUCCAACCCCUCCCAUCUGAGAGGGCUGGUUCUGAGUAACAACAAGCUGCAGGAUUCAGUAAUGAAGCUACUGUGUGACUUUCUGGAGAGUCCAGACUGCAGACUGAAGACUCUGGGAUUGGAGGACUGCAGUUUGUCAGAGAUCAGCUGUGCUUCUCUGGUCUCAGCUCUGAAGUCCAACCCCUCCCAUCUGAAGCUUCUUAAUCUGUGUAACAACAAGCUGCAGGAUUCAGUAAUGAAGCUUCUGUGUGAUUUUCUUGAGAGUCCAGACUGUAAACUGGAGGAUUUGGAAUUGGAGGACUGCAGUUUGUCAGAGAUCAGCUGUGAUUCUCUGGUCUCAGCUCUGAAGUCCAACCCAUCACAUCUGAGAGAGCUGAAUCUGGGAGGAAACAAGCUGCAGGAUUCAGGGAUGAAACUACUGUGUGACUUUAUUAAGAGUCCAGACUGCAGACUGGAGGCUCUGAUGUUGGAUAGCUGCAGUUUGUCAGAGAUCAGCUGUGCUUCUCUGGUCUCAGCUGUGAAGUCUAACCCCUCCCAUCUGAGAGAGCUGAUUCUGGGAGGAAACAAGCUGCAGGAUUCAGGGAUGAAACUACUGUGUGACUUUCUGGAGAGUCCAGACUGCAGACUGGAGGAUCUGAGAGUGUGGCGCUGCAGUUUGUCAGAGAUCAGCUGUGCUUCUCUGGUCUCAGCUCUGAAGUCCAACCCCUCCCAUCUGAGAGAGUUGCAUCUAUGGGGAAACAAGCUGCAGGAUUCAGGAGUGGAUCUACUGUGUGACUUUCUGAAGAGUCCAGACUGCAGACUGGAGGGUCUUGGGUUGAAGGACUGCAGUUUGUCAGAGAUCAGCUGUGCUUCUCUGGUCUCAGCUCUGAAAUCUAACCCAUCACAUCUGAAGCUGCUGAAUCUGAGUAACAACAAGCUGCAGGAUUCAGGGAUGAAGCUUCUGUGUGACUUUCUUGAGAGUCCAGACUGUAAACUGGAGGAUUUGGAAUUGGAGGACUGCAGUUUGUCAGAGAUCAGCUGUGUUUCUUUGGUCUCAGCUCUGAAGUCUAACCCAUCACAUCUGAGAGUGCUGAUUCUGGGAGGAAACAAGCUGCAGGAUUCAGGAAUGAAACUACUGUGUGACUUUAUUAAGAGUCCAGACUGUAGACUGGAAGAACUGAGGUUGCAGGACUGCAGUUUGUCAGAGAUCAGCUGUGCUUCUCUGGUCUCAGCUGUGAAGUCUAACCCCUCCCAUUUGAGAGAGCUGAUUCUGGGAGGAAACAAGCUGCAGGAUUCAGGGAUGAAACUACUGUGUGACUUUCUGGAGAGUCCAGACUGCAGACUGGAGGAUCUGAGUUUGAAGGACUGCAGUUUGUCAGAGAUCAGCUGUGCUUCUCUGGUCUCAGCUGUGAAGUCCAACCCCUCCCUUCUGAGAGGGCUGGUUCUGAGUAACAACAAGCUGCAUGAUUCAGUAAUGAAGCUACUAUGUGAUUUCCUGAAGAGUCCAGACUGCAGACUGGAGGCUCUGGCAUUGCAGGACUGCAGUUUGUCAGAGAUCAGCUGUGUUUCUUUGGUCUCAGCUCUGAAGUCUAACCCAUCACAUCUGAGAAUGCUGAUUCUGGGAGGAAACAAGCUGCAGGAUUCAGGGAUGAAACUACUGUGUGACUUUAUUGAGAGUCCAGACUGCAGACUGGAGGAUCUGAGGUUGAAUAGAUGCAGUUUGUCAGAGAUCAGCUGUGCUUCUCUGGUCUCAGCUCUGAAGUCUAACCCCUCACAUCUGAGACAGCUGAAUCUGGGAGGAAACAAGCUGCAGGAUUCAGGGAUGAAACUACUGUGUGACUUUCUGGAGAGUCCAGACUGCAGACUGGAGGAUCUGGGAGUGUGGAAGUGCAGUUUGUCAGAGAUCAGCUGUGUUUCUCUGGUCUCAGCUCUGAAGUCCAACCCCUCCCAUCUGAGAGAGCUGUAUCUGAGUAACAACAAGCUGCAGGAUUCAGGAGUGAAGCUUCUGUGUGACUUUCUGGAGAGUCCAGACUGCAGACUGGAGGAACUGGGGUUGGCGGACUGCGGUUUGUCAAAGACCAGCUGUGCUUCUCUGGUCUCAGCUCUGAAGUCCAACCCCUCCCAUCUGAGAGAGCUGGAUCUGAGUGAAAACAACCUGAAGGAUUCAGACAUGAAGCAGCUGUCUGAUCUUCAGAAGAGUCCAGACUGCAGACUGGAGACUCUGAGCUGGAAGGAUUGAUGAUCUCUGUCAGAGUGAGAGUUAACAUCCAGGAGUGUUGAGAGAGGAUCAGCUGGAUCCUGAUGAUCCAUCUGGAGUCUGGAUUUGGAUUUUGUCGUCUUCACUUAAGUCUCUGAACAUCAGCUGUUUGAUGCAGAGAAGAUAAAGUAAAUCAGGUGUUAUAAGUCAGACUCUGAGCCUGGGCUCAUAUUGAUCAAGCGUCUCAGAAUCACACUGAGAGUUAACGAGGACUAAAACUAAUGAAUGAAGCAGAAGAGAAUUGACUGUGACUUUCAGCAGAAGAAGGAUUACUGCUGGGAGAGAGUGAGACGUCGCUGUUUUACCACAGUCAGAGCAGCAAAGUAGAAAUAAUGAUGACGUGUUGUAGUUUUCUCACAGUCUCAGCUGGAAACAUUAAUCAGUGGUAAUUUGGUAUAUUAUGUGUAUAGACAGGUAACCAGACAGGUAACUUACCAAGGUUAUGUAACAAAACUAUGAUGCCAAAAUUCAAUGUAAGAUAUUUA
Scomber scombrus (Atlantic mackerel) is the source of this 6751-nucleotide messenger RNA. Its product is annotated as NACHT, LRR and PYD domains-containing protein 5-like. The record is from RefSeq and is a predicted model, not a curated record. Gene Ontology annotation, molecular function: protein binding. NCBI's taxonomy places the organism in Eukaryota, Metazoa, Chordata, Actinopteri, Scombriformes, Scombridae. The transcript is spliced from 29 exons.